UUUAUAAAUAAGCCGGUAGUCAGUUUAAAAUUUAGAAUUAAAACAGUAGUAUUCUAAUUGUCAAUACACACUCAAAAAUGGCAGCUUCACUUGUUGGUAAAUACGAAUAUGAUAAAAAUGAAAAAGUGGCAGAUUUUUACAAAGGAUUACAUGUACCUGAAACAAUGAUUGAGAGACUUGUACCAAAAGCUGGAAUGAAAAGAGAAAUUACUGUUGAUGGAAACAAAAUAACAAUUGUUGGUUCAUCCCCUGUAACUUUCGUCUUGGAUACUGAAAUUGAAGAAACUAACGAACAUAAUUACACAUUCAAGAGUACAGCAAAACUUGAUGGUAAUGUUUUAAUCGUGGAUAGCAAAAGUGUUAAAGACGAUGUCACUCUACAUCGAACCUACCAAACUAAUGAAAAAGGGCUCAUGGUUGUUCUAACCGCAGACCAAACCGAUGUUGUAGCUAAGAUAUACUUUAAAAGAGUGUAAAACAGUAUUGUAAAACAGAAAUAAAAUAAAAAAAUUGCCUUGUGAAUCGAAA
This is a messenger RNA of Chrysoperla carnea, 528 nucleotides long. RefSeq lists its product as uncharacterized. The record is from RefSeq and is a predicted model, not a curated record. NCBI's taxonomy places the organism in Eukaryota, Metazoa, Arthropoda, Insecta, Neuroptera, Chrysopidae. Bases 78 to 476 code for a protein of 132 amino acids. The transcript has 4 exons.